AUGUACCAACUCGACGUAUCAAACGCAUUUCUGCACGGUGAUCUGGAUGCCGACAUUUAUAUGAAGCAACCGCCGGGUUUCGUCAACUCCGCUACUUCCAAUCUGGUGUGUAAACUUCGAAAGUCCCUAUAUGGACUCAAACAGGCUCUUAGGCAAUGGUUCAACAAAUUAACAGGAUUUCUGCAAUCUCAAGGAUUUGGAUUCAUCAUAGGAAACAAUGAUUCCGCCAUUCAGUCUCUACUCCGACAAUUACAAUCCCAUUUCGACCUCAAGCAGCUUGGACAAAUCUCGUUGUUUCUCGGCAUCCAGGUAACUCAAUCCAAUUCAGGCUACUUUCUCUCGCAACAUCACUACGCCAGUAAACUUCUUCGUGACGCAGGUUACGCGGACUGCAAAUCCGCGCCUACGCCCGCUGUUCCUAACAGGAAGAACAUCACCUCCUCAAGUCAGCCGUUCGCGGAUCCUACUCUUUACCGCAAACUGGCCGGAUCUCUCCAAUAUCUAUCGAUCACAAGGCCCGACAUUGCUUUUGCUACCAAUCAAGUCUGCCAGCAUAUGCAAAAUCCCUCAGAUCUUGACUUCAAAGCUCUCAAACGGAUUCUUCGAUACAUCAAAGGCACGAUAGAUCAUGGCCUUCCAAUUACAAAGGGACCUCUCGAACUACUCACAUACACCGAUGCUGAUUGGGCGGCCGAUACAUCUGAUCGUAAAUCCAUCUCCGGCUACUGCACGUUCCUUGGUUGGACACUACUCACCUGGACGGUCAAAAAACAUGUUACCGUAGCCAAAUCCUCAACAGAGGCGGAAUACCGAUCCCUUUCAGCUGCCACGUCGGAGGUCAUCUGGCUGCGUCGUCUUGCCGAAGAGCUUGGCAUCCCUCAGCCAUCCCCAACCACAAUCUACUGCGACAACACCUCAGCCAUCGCCAUCGCAAAGAAUCCGGUCUUUCACAAUCGAACGAAACACAUCGAAAUCGAUUAUCAUUUCAUUCGUCAACACAUUAAUACCAAAGCCAUUCAACUCCAGCACAUAGCCUCCAAAGAUCAGCUUGCCGACAUUUUGACUAAAGCCUUCACAGUCUCUCGGUUUACCGAACUUCACAGCAAGCUCACCAUUCGUUCAGCGAAUGAUUAG
Messenger RNA from Dendrobium catenatum, 1134 nucleotides. RefSeq lists its product as uncharacterized. NCBI's taxonomy places the organism in Eukaryota, Viridiplantae, Streptophyta, Magnoliopsida, Asparagales, Orchidaceae. The transcript has 2 exons. The record is from RefSeq and is a predicted model, not a curated record. Bases 1 to 1134 code for a protein of 377 amino acids.